GUACCAGAUUUGUGAAGCUAAGUAAGAAAGAGAUUAGAGAGGUUGGUAGUAGUUGCACCAGAUCCCUCACCAAUUACCAUUCAUUCCUUCAAUUCAAACCCAAACUCCAAUAUUUCUCACUCUUCUCACCUACCCCUUUCUCUUAUAAAUUUCCCUUUUUUAUUUUCCACUCUUUCUUCUCGCCUCACACACCCAUCAUUCAAAUCAUGGAUUUCUUGCAAGCACCAGAGAAUCAAAUACUCGUGGGUGUGGCCGUGGCUGUUGUAGCCAUUGGGGUUGGCGCAGUCUAUCUCUAUUCUUCGAAGAAGCGCAAUGGUUGCUUGGACCCAGAGGACUUUAAGGAGUUUAAACUUGUUAAGCGUGCACAGCUGAGCCAUAAUGUUGCAAAGUUCACAUUUGCACUCCCAACACCUACAUCUGUUCUGGGCCUUCCAAUUGGGCAACACAUAAGUUGCAGGGGUAAAGAUGCUCAAGGUGAAGAGGUUAUCAAACCAUAUACCCCUACUACUUUGGAUUCUGAUGUUGGACAUUUUGAACUAGUUAUUAAGAUGUACCCACAAGGAAGGAUGUCACACCAUUUCCGUGAGAUGCGUGUUGGUGACUACCUUGCGGUGAAAGGACCCAAGGGACGUUUCAAGUACCAACCUGGCGAGGUUAGAGCAUUUGGGAUGCUUGCUGGAGGGUCUGGAAUCACCCCAAUGUUCCAAGUUGCUAGAGCUAUAUUAGAAAACCCUAAUGACAGGACCAAGGUACAUCUUAUCUAUGCCAAUGUUAUGUAUGAGGACAUUCUUUUGAAGGAAGAAAUUGAUGGUCUUGCUUCUAACUAUCCAGAUCGAUUCAAAGUAUACUAUGUGCUGAAUCAGCCUCCUGAGGUAUGGAAUGGUGGUGUUGGAUUCGUGUCAAAGGAGAUGAUUCAAACCCAUUGCCCUGCUCCAGCACAUGAUAUUAAGAUUUUGAGAUGUGGUCCACCACCUAUGAACAAGGCCAUGGCUGCUCACCUUGAAGCCAUUGGAUAUGCUCCUGAGAUGCAGUUCCAGUUCUGAUUCUCUUCAUUGUGGUGCUUCACAUUACAUGCAUUUCUUGUCCCUGGCCAUUGAGAAACAUAUAGCAACUUUUUGUUUCUUUUUUCCUGAAUAUGAAUCUGUGAAGCAUUGGACCUCAGUGCAUUCAAGCCUGAAAUAAUUGCUUCCCAUAUGAGAAUGAGAUUGAUGCAUUGACCAUCUGCUAGAAUUGCAAAUUGUGAAUUAGACUUGUUAGUAUUGACUAAAAUUGUCAUCACACUGGCUUUAUUUUUCGAACGAAUUUAAAUUAAAGCAGAUACAAAGGUCUU
This is a messenger RNA of Cajanus cajan (pigeon pea), 1330 nucleotides long. RefSeq names its product NADH:cytochrome B5 reductase 1 (gene CBR). Gene Ontology annotation, molecular function: cytochrome-b5 reductase activity, acting on NAD(P)H. Gene Ontology annotation, biological process: electron transport chain. The record is from RefSeq and is a predicted model, not a curated record. Lineage: Eukaryota; Viridiplantae; Streptophyta; Magnoliopsida; Fabales; Fabaceae.